Coccinella septempunctata (seven-spotted ladybird) is the source of this 5292-nucleotide messenger RNA. RefSeq names its product protein retinal degeneration B (gene rdgB). NCBI's taxonomy places the organism in Eukaryota, Metazoa, Arthropoda, Insecta, Coleoptera, Coccinellidae. The transcript is spliced from 23 exons. Gene Ontology annotation, biological process: phospholipid transport. Gene Ontology annotation, cellular component: cytoplasm. The record is from RefSeq and is a predicted model, not a curated record. Gene Ontology annotation, molecular function: phosphatidylcholine binding; phosphatidylinositol binding; phosphatidylcholine intramembrane carrier activity. The coding region runs from base 210 to 3800 and encodes 1196 amino acids.
AUUUAAAUACGUAAACAUAACCUAUACAGCUUGUAUCUGUCAAAGCAUAAUCAAAUAGUGAAACAGGAAAGUCUUCAAUAAUUACAGGAAAAUAUAUAAUAGUAUAUUGACACUCCCUUGAUUACAACUUAGGAGAUUUACUUGUUGUGAAAUGAAAACCAACUGGCAGUUCUUCAUUAUUUAGGAGAUAGAGGAAGUCCUGGUCAGUCAUGCUCAUCAAGGAAUAUCGUAUUCCUCUACCUUUGACUGUAGAGGAGUACCGUAUUGCCCAGCUGUAUAUGAUAGCUAAAAAAAGUAGACAGGAAAGUAGUGGUGCUGGAAGCGGAGUUGAGAUAUUGGUCAAUGAACCUUACACUGAUGGGCCUGGCGGACAAGGACAAUACACCCAUAAAAUAUACCAUGUAGGAAGUCAUCUACCAGGAUGGUUAAAAGGCAUUCUACCAAAAACUGCGCUUAUGGUUGAAGAAGAAGCGUGGAAUGCAUAUCCUUAUACAAAAACAAGAUAUACCUGUCCAUUUGUAGAAAAGUUUUUUUUAGAAAUCGAAACCUAUUAUUUUUCGGAUAAUGGACAUCAAGAUAAUGUUUUCAAGUUGAAUGGAUCAGAUCUUCGGAACAGAAUAGUGGAUGUUAUAGAUGUCGUCAAGGAUCAGUUAUAUGGUGGAGAUUAUGUGAAAGAUGAAGAUCCAAGUUUUUUCAAAUCUGAAAAAACUGGUAGGGGCCCUUUGAAUGAGAACUGGUUGGAUGAGUAUUGGAGAGAGGUUCAAGGAAAGCCGCAGCCACUGCCCAAUGGAAAGUCUUUAAUGUGUGCAUAUAAGUUGUGCAGAGUUGAAUUUAGGUACUGGGGUAUGCAGACAAAGAUAGAAAAAUUUAUACAUGAUGUUGCCUUAAGAAAAACAAUGGUGAGAGCACAUAGGCAAGCAUGGGCUUGGCAAGAUGAAUGGCAUGGUUUAUCUAUGGAGGAUAUAAGAGAAAUUGAAAAGCAAACUCAACUAGCUUUAAAAAGAAAAAUGGGCCAAUGUGAUGAUGAAGAUGACUUUGAUGAAGAUGACAAUCUUAAUAAUAGCACACAAAAAGAAGAUCCUGGAAAAACGUUAGCAGCCACGUUUGGUAGUAUAGAGGUUAACGAAGAUAGUCCCAUUCUUCAGAAGAAGAAAGAAAUUCCCGUCAUUCAGACUGGUAGUUCUGAUGGUGAACUCAGUAACGAAGAAGACCGUCAUUCGGCUAAAUUAGUCCUCAAACGCGAUGAAAAAUGGCAAUGCUCAAGAACUGUACAUUCCCCAAGUUCCUCGUCCAUCAAAAGCUUCGAUUUGCAGGUAGCCAAUUGGAGAAUAGAAAGUUUAGGAAGGGAUUCUGAAUCUGGAUCGGAUGAAGAAUUUUUCGAUUGCGAAGAUCCAACUUUACUAGCAAAAUGGAGCUCUUUAGAAAUCUUAUGCGGAGAUGAUAAUGAAAACACUUCAUCAACUAUUGUUGUAGAGAAAGACGAAGAUAGCAUAUUCUCUCAAUCAUAUCUUCAGAGAGUUGCCAGCGAAAGAGGUUCGAGAAGAAUAAUGCAGAGGAACAAAGUGAAUUCCUUGGAUGCUAGUUUCACAGAUUCGCCCACUGCUUCUCCUGCACAUUUUUCUUGUAACACAACAGUAUUAUUAUUAGUAAUGCAUGCUGGGAGUGUACUAGAUGCUAACGUGGAUAUGACUGCGAAGAAAUCCGAUGUAACGACAUUCAGAGGUGCUUUCGAAUCGGUUAUGAGGCAGCAUUAUCCGUCUUUAAUUGGCCACAUAGCAAUACGUCUCGUUUCGUGUCCUUCAAUUUGUACAGAGAGCUUAGCAAUCGUUUCUAGCUUAAGCCCGUACAGUUUUGAUGUAUCUCCUUCUUGUACAGAUGUUCCUCAAAUCACACAUGACUCAAUACCUAUUGGUGCUAUACCUAUUUUGGCUUCAUCGCCUCCAGAAUAUACUGAAGCUGUUUCUAGGACAAUCAAUUUAGCUAAUACAACUUAUCAAGAUUUCUUGAGAUCGGACGAAGGCAGAGGAUUCAGUGGGCAAGUGAGUUUGGUAGCUGACUCUAUUGGUUCUAUUUUAGCAUAUGAUGCGCUGUGUCGAGUAAUGAAGCUACAGUCAAGACACGGUAGUGAAAAUAGUAUUUUGGAAAAUGAUUAUCUACAUAAAGAUGAACUUCAAGUGAAUGAUACCGGCCUAUUAGCUGCACCUCCUACUAGAAGGAGAUCCUCAUCCACCAGCGAUCCAUCUGGCAAUAACAAAUUCGAUUUUGAAGUAUCAGAUUUCUUCAUGUUCGGAAGUCCACUAGGUCUUGUAUUGGCUUAUCGGAAACUGGCAACAUCAGAAGAUAAAACUAGUAAUAUAGCUAGACCUAAUUGUAUACAGGUUUACAAUCUAUUCCAUCCAACGGAUCCGGUUGCCGCUCGUCUGGAGCCUCUAUUGUCAGCCAGAUUCUCAAUCUUACCUCCGGUUAAUAUUCCGAGAUACGCGAAAUAUCCCCUUGGAAAUGGGCAGCCCUAUCAUCUCCUUGAAAUCCUUCAAACGAAUCCUCAAAUGUUUAGUGAUUCAUCUCAGCCUAGACGACUAUCUGAAGUUUCAAUUCAAAGUACAGUUUCUGGAUUGAUUGAUAAUAUACCGCUUCAAGCAAUUUCUGCUUUGCAAAACAAAUGGUGGGGCAACAAGAGAAUGGAUUAUGCGCUUUACUGCCCGGAAGGUUUGUCCAAUUUUCCUACGAAUGCCUUACCACAUCUUUUUCACGCUAGUUACUGGGAAAGUAGCGAUGUAAUUGCAUUUAUCCUUCGACAAAUAGGCGGUAUUGAAACAGGACCUCAAAGUGGCGUUGAAGAAAGGGAACCUACUUUUAAACCAGGUCAACCGAGGGAGAAAUGGCAAAGAAAACGAACUUCAGUCAAAUUGAAGAAUGUUGCCGCUAAUCACAGAGCAAAUGAUGUGAUUGUUAAGGAUGGAGCUCCCCAACAGCUAAUAGCUAGAUUUAUGUACGGCCCCUUAGACAUGAUAACACUCACUGGGGAAAAGGUUGAUAUUCAUGUUAUGCGAGACGUCCAAGUUGGUGAGUGGACCCAUCUUUCUACGGAAGUUACCGAUAAAGCUGGAAGAAUAACAUACACAAUUCCAGAGGAAAAAAGUUUAGGAUAUGGGUUGUAUCCUGUCAAGAUGGUUGUAAGAGGAGAUCAUACAUCAGUAGAUUUCUUCUUAGCUGUUGUUCCACCGAAAACUGAGUGUAUAGUGUUCAGUAUAGACGGAUCUUUUACUGCUAGUAUGUCAGUGACAGGCAGAGAUCCUAAAGUUCGGGCGGGUGCUGUUGAUGUUGUAAGACAUUGGCAGGAAUUGGGCUUUCUCAUUAUAUACAUCACUGGAAGACCAGAUAUGCAACAUCGCAAAGUGGUUUCAUGGUUAUCGCAGCAUAAUUUUCCACAUGGUUUGGUUUCUUUUGCAGAUGGUAUAUCAACCGAUCCAUUGGGCCAUAAAGCUGCUUACCUCAAUAACUUGAUACAAAAUCACGGAGUCCUAAUACAUGCGGCAUAUGGUAGCGCCAAGGAUAUAAAUGUUUACAACUCUAUCGGUCUAAAACCGAAGCAGAUAUUCAUAGUUGGAAAAGCAUCCAAGAAGCAACACGUUCAAGCAGUUAUUUUAUCUGAAGGUUAUGCAGUCCAUUUGAAUAGCCUUAUGGCUCAUGGUGGUUCUAGGCCUGCUCAAGGAAAUGCCAGAAUGGUAAUUCCACGUGGAUAUUUCAAUUUGCCUGGACAAAGUUUCUAUCGUCGAAAGAGUAGAACAAUUUGGAAGUAGACAACCAACUAAUUCAGAAAAGCAUUAUGUACAAGGACUAUUGAAAAUUUUCUGAUGGGAUUGUCAUAUCACUUACCUUUAAUUGUUUCCAGUAAGUAAGUAAACAAGUUAUGUUUAGAUUUAUUACUGUCAUUAUAAUCGAAUACUUGUCAUAAUAAUAUUUCUAAUUCAUGAAUUUAUGCCUAUUAUAUGUUCAAACCACAAUGAUAGGAUGAAUUCCCAGUGUCAUUUUCAGGUGAAUCUGUAUUUGAAUCUCAACUUUAGUAUACUUUAAGUAAAAAAAUAUUGGGAUUAUUUUCCGAAUGAAAUAAGUUUUCCAUUUCAAUGAAACUUAUUAAGUUAGGCAAGGUUUAAAAUUGAUGACAAUUCGAUUGAAUAUCAGAAUAAUUAUCAUAUCCAUUCAUAUUCAUUUCAUGAGAAUUGUACAUUUCAUUUGAAGAUGUGAUAAAUUGAUAAUACUCAUACAAAAUAACAGAAAAUGCUGGAGAAUAUGUGAAAUUUCUCAACCGAAUCUAGUAAAUAGGUAUGAAUAAUUCGAAUUCAUCCUUUAAAUAAUGUUUUUCAAUCAAUCUGUGGCAUUAUAAAAUAUAACGCAAUUGUUACCGUUGUUUGUUGGUUUCACAAAGCUUGAUCGGGGAAUAAAAAGGGUUAAUAUGUUCCUUGUCGAUUUAUUUUCGAUCGAUAAUUCAAUUCUAAAACAUUGUCACAUAAAUCAUGGUCGUGGUAGUUUUUGAUUUUACUCAGAACUUUUAUUCCAAUUAAAAAGUUUUGAGUAAUUUCAUUUUGUAAAUCGUAGGAGUUUCAAAUCAAAUGGUUCACAAAACUGUGAAACCCGAAUGAUAAAUUUAUGACUUUGAGUUGUUAUGGCUGGUAAGACCAAGUUGAGUGAUAAAAUUUCAAUAAAAUUGUAAAUGUAUCAUGUAUAUAAAGAAAAUAUUGUUUAAAAUAUUGUGAGCAGAGGCGCCUGCAGAAUCAGUCCUAAAAGGACAAAUGUUUUAUUUUUACAUUGCUAAAAAAUUAAUUUUUCUAAUGCUACUUCCAAACACGAGUUUCCCACUCCUGCAAGCGCCGAUGAUUGUUACAGACUAUGUUGGAUAAGUUAGUAUGAAAUAAUUUUUUUUUCCGCAUGAGCAUUCCAUGGUUAUAAUUGAUUAAAAAUGUAUUUAAACUUAUUUUUGGAAUAAUGAAAUUAUCAGUUUAUUUUUAAACAAACUUUUUCAAUUGAAAGAGAUCUUGAAUUUUCAUGAAGUAUAUUAGGAGGCAAUGGCUGCCAUAAUAUCUUUCUGAUUAAGUGAAUUCAGGAGACAAUACGCUGAAAAAUUUCAUUCAUUUGAAGAAAUGAAAGCAUUUCAGGGUUUUAUAUUUAUUUCUAGGAAUUCAUAUUCUGAUUUUCGAUCAAUAAGAAAAUGCUCUGAACUAUUAUAGAUUGAAUAGAGUUAUAUGUAUUAUAUUUGAAUGUAUUUUAAAUAAAUAAUAUGGGAUGUUACGCAUA